This is a messenger RNA of Adineta ricciae, 264 nucleotides long. NCBI's taxonomy places the organism in Eukaryota, Metazoa, Rotifera, Eurotatoria, Adinetida, Adinetidae. The record is from the annotation of a GenBank genome assembly.
AUGGCUGAUUUCUCAACCAAUACACAGAAAUUACGUUUGACUGAACGAGAAUUUCGAAAAAUGUCGACAAAUGGAAAUAACACAAUCACAUGGGACGAAAGCAUUACAAUUAUUCAACAAAUAUGUACAUCACGUUCAAAAGAACCCAGGUCAAUAAAUCCGAUGCUGGAUCCCACCAUCCGACAAAAUCUCAUCGGAUUCCUGGAAACGGAAUUGCAUUGGAAUCCGACUAGAAAAAUUCCCUGGCUGUUGCAAAUUUUAUGA